Cladophialophora yegresii CBS 114405 is the source of this 1398-nucleotide messenger RNA. RefSeq lists its product as uncharacterized. The transcript is spliced from 2 exons. Lineage: Eukaryota; Fungi; Ascomycota; Eurotiomycetes; Chaetothyriales; Herpotrichiellaceae. The record is from RefSeq and is a predicted model, not a curated record. Bases 1 to 1398 code for a protein of 465 amino acids. Gene Ontology annotation, biological process: glycerophospholipid biosynthetic process. Gene Ontology annotation, cellular component: mitochondrion.
AUGGAGUCCGACAGACCCUCAAACCUGGACCCAGGCACGUCGUAUCCCACAGCCGCCAAAGCCUCCCGCGCCGGCUUGAGAAGAGUCUCUAGUCAAAAUGCAAAACGCGAGGACCUCUUCUCAGGUCCGACCCUGGUCGGACCGCCUGACCGCUUGGGGUCCCGGUCCGGUGCCAGUGAGAUGGCUCUUGCCAUGGAAAUGGCGAAGCAUCAUCUGGCGGAAUCCUCGCCGACCUCGACACCACCUGUCUCUGGUCCAGUCACACCUAGCGACAUUGGUCCGGCAACCACCGACAAAUACGCCUUUGCCUUUGAUAUUGAUGGGGUCCUCAUCAAAGGUGGUGAAGUGAUACCGGAGGCUAUUGAAGCCAUGAGAGUUCUGAACGGCGAGAAUGAGUUCGGCAUCAAAGUGCCCUAUAUCUUCGUGACCAACGGGGGCGGCAAGACAGAGGAGGAACGGUGCAUCCAGCUCAGCAACCAACUUCAGAUGGAUGUAUCUCCUGGGCAGUUCAUCUGCGGACAUACACCUAUGAGAGAAAUGGCCGAGAAAUACGAAACCGUCUUGGUGGUUGGUGGUGAGGGCGAGAAGUGCCGCGAGGUCGCAAAGGGGUACGGCUUCAAAGACGUUAUCACACCCGGAGACAUCAUAAAGGACAACGAAGCUACCACGCCGUUCCGAAAGCUGACUGAACAAGAGCGGCAACUCUCACACGGCCGCAACUACGGAGAAAUCAACAUCGAGGCCGUGUUUGUAUUUGCCGACAGUCGGGACUGGGCAGGUGACUCUCAAAUCAUCCUUGACCUGUGCAUGUCCAAGAACGGCCGUCUGGGUACCAGGUCGGAGACCUUCGACGAAGGCCCGCCUGUCUAUUUCUCCCACAACGACGUGGUCUGGGCAACAUCCCACACGUACUCACGAAUCGGCAUGGGUGCCCUUCGAGCGUCUCUCGAGGCCAUGUACCGAGCCAUUACGGGGAAAGAGCUGAAGACGGUCGCCUUCGGCAAGCCGCAGGUCGGCACCUUCCAGUUCGCAACCAGACUCCUCCAGCAAUGGCGGAAGGACACACACGGGAUUGACCGACCUCCGGAAACCGUGUACUUUGUCGGCGACACUCCCGAAUCCGAUAUUCGCGGCACCAACGAAUUCGACCAAUCAGGCCAAUCCGAGGCCAACUGGUAUUCCAUCUUGGUGCGGACAGGUGUCUUCCAGGAAGGCACGCGUCCCAGAUAUAUGCCCAAGAUGACUGUCGACAACGUUCUCGAGGCGGUCAAGCAUGGCAUGAAGCGCGAAUUCGACAAGGCGAUCAAAGACAUAACAAUUGGUGGCGGCGCACCACAGCUGGCUAACGCCAUCGCCGAGGAUGACUACGAGGAAGUGGCGGCCACGAAUGGAGAGUAG